CAAGCCUACGCAAAUAAACAUUGGUGAAACCCCGUGAACCACCCAAAUGCACAACCUUACGACAUGGGAGAGAUAAGAGGAAGCGAUAUUGCACACUUCUGUUUCACAUUGUUCUUUCCAUUCCCAUCAUAAAGAUCGCAGGGAUGUCUCUUGGCUUCUUCAAUGCUCUGUGUCUCUUUUGGCUAACAAAGCAUGCAGUGGACUCAGUCCAGUUGUCGGCUCCAGAGGUGGUAACAGGAGCAUACGGGGCAUCUGUGACUGUCUCUUGUCAGUACGAUCUUCAAUUCAAAGAAUACACAAAGUACUGGUGCAAAGGACCGGUCUAUGAGCUGUGUAGCAAAGUGGUGACAACACCCAGGGGGCAACAUAGUGAGAGAAGCUCCAUUGCUGAUGAUAAGGAUGCAGGAGUCUUCACUGUGAUUAUGACUUCUCUCAAAGAAAGUGAUCAGGGGAUGUACUGGUGUGUCAUCGCCAGACCUGGAAGGAACAUCUACACUGGUGUCAGGCUCCGCGUCUCCCACACAGUGAUAACCUCAACAGCCACUCCAUUACUGAUACUGGAACAAGAUGAAAUAAGUUGGUGGGCGACUCUGCGUUGGAUCCUCUUUAUUUUAAUGUUGUGUUGUUUGGCAUCAACACACUUGGCUGUGUGGAGGACAACGGCUACAAGGAAAAUACAGCUGCAACAACUAUUUCAACUCAAACAUCUAUGAUUGAAAGUCACAGGUGAAUUAUAAACUAAUUUAUACUGGGGGCUACAAAACAAAUCUUCCAGUGGACAUUCUGUCUGUGUGUGAAUUAUACUAAGAAAUAAACCAAGUGGAAAAAGUGGCUUUCGGCCUCUUUUUUCUUGGUAUCUAAAUGAUUAAAACCUGAUUAAUUUCGGUGCCAGAGCGUAAGAUAACUUUGGGCCCAACUUUUGAAUAUCCAAUCAUCUUAAAGAUUAGCACCUCUGGAGAAGUGAGGCUCUUGGCUUUCAUCUAAUUUAUUUGCAGAUGUUAUAUGGACCGUCAUAGAGGUUGACUUUUUAAAUUUAACCACAAGUUUCUAGUGGUUUUAUAAAAAUCUGAAAGUAAUGCUGGAAAAAAAAUACCUUCAGGCAUAAAGACACAAAAGUUGAAUGGUGGUGAUUUGCCACCAAUUUUUUUGUUAAUCUAAGAAAGGAUUACAGAGGUAUAUAUGAUUUCUUAGGAUUAUUAUUAUGGGACACCUACAGCUGACAUGGUAUUUUUCUGUUCAUGCAAACUGGGAUUUCUUGUUACAAUCUGUCACAGUCCAGCACUUAAACUGGGACAAAAACAGGAGGCAUACAUAACUAAUAAAGUAAUUCAUUUACUACAAAAAUAAUCAAAACAAGUCCAACAAAUAGAUGGCAGGAAGCUGUAAUGUCAGUAGGGUAGGGAGAGGAUGAGCAAAAAUAUGUUGCAUGGAAUGCUGUGCUGUAACAACAAGGAACAGAACCCAAAGGCCACAAAACAGAGGUGCUUGAGGUGAGAAAAUCUUGGCAAGGACACCUGGCUGAGGUGUGUCCCAUGCCACGGAUUACCCUCCAACAGCUCUGCAGCCCUGAAGACAGAAAGCAAAGCAACAGAAAAGCACACCAAGCAGAGGGGCUGUCCCAAAUCAAAGCUUAAUUAUAGUCGAAUUCAACCGAAAAUGUGACACAUCAAAUUCUCUAAAAGAGGCAGUGGUGGGGGCGGCCUACAGCUCACCUUGUAGAGCGCGCGCCCCAUGUAGGCUCAGUCCUUGCCAGCGGCCCAUACUCGAAUCCAACCUGAGGCCCUUUGCUGCAUGUUGUAGCCCCUCUCUCUCCCCCAUUUCCUGUCUCUCUUCAGCUGAUCUAAAUACAGGGAAAACCCUAAUAAAAACAUCUUCUAUCAGCGUGGAAGAGGCAGUGGUGAUUUGUGAUAUUUGUCAAGCAGAUUUUAUUACCCUGCUGGUUGUAGCUGCACGAUGUUGGACACUUAUGUCUGCUGCUUUUAGAGAACAGCAUGUAUUAACAAUUUUAUAAGCCACACCUGUACAAUGCAAUAAACCCUG
Molecule: messenger RNA, 2040 nt
Organism: Perca fluviatilis (European perch)
Lineage: Eukaryota; Metazoa; Chordata; Actinopteri; Perciformes; Percidae
Product: CMRF35-like molecule 3
Exons: 4
Coding region: 144-713 (189 amino acids)
Source: RefSeq, a predicted model, not a curated record